CCAGAACAGCUUUCCCAUUCAUUUCAGUGAAGGGAGCUGUUUUACACAGCCAUUCCUUUGAAAUGAAAGGUGACUCCCCCUCCACACAUAUAAUAGAUUCAUAUAACCAUCUGAGUGCACCCUGUUCAGUAGAUUGGGACAUAUAUGUACAUCUAUUCAGCACUGUGCAACAAUUACAGUGAGUUGGAAUGAAGUAUGAAGUAAAAUAAAUUUUCUGCUUUCACAGUCAAAAACUGAGCUUUAAGGAACGGGUACGGAUGGCUAGCCCACGUGGACAGAGUAUCAAGAACAGGCAAGCUUCAGUUGGUGACAGGAGAUCACCAAGUACUGAUAUUACGGCAGAGGGCAGCCCAACAAAAGUCCAAAAGAGCUGGAGCUUCAAUGACCGAACACGCUUCCGACCUUCCCUACGUUUGAAGAGUUCACAGCCCAAGCCAGUGCCAGAUACUGAAGCCAGUAUCGCUACAGAUGAUGUAUAUGAUGAAAGAGGAUGCCAGUGUGAUGUCUCAGUAGAAGAUCUCACCCCUGCACUUAAAACAGUAAUCAGAGCUAUCAGAAUCAUGAAAUUUCAUGUUGCCAAAAGGAAAUUUAAAGAAACUUUGCGUCCCUAUGAUGUUAAAGAUGUCAUAGAACAGUAUUCAGCAGGCCACCUGGAUAUGUUGUGCAGAAUUAAAAGUCUUCAAUCAAGGUAAGGGAUGGAAAUCCUUUUACAAAUAAGUUCCUUCAUAUAAACUGCCUUUUAUCUUUAGCUUGGCAAAAACCAAGCUUUGUGUUUUAACACUACUGUGUCUCCUUGAUACUAAUUUUCCUUGAGCUUUUGCAGAUUGUGCCCACAAGUUCAUUUGUGUCUGAAAUAAAAAAUCAGAUUUAAAAACAACAAUGGACAACUGUCUACAGAUAUUUGUGCAUUAACCACUAAACAGAUAGUUGUCACUCUUGACAACUCUGAUCAGUGUUCUGACGGGUAGCAAACUGAUUC
Molecule: messenger RNA, 979 nt
Organism: Podarcis muralis (Common wall lizard)
Lineage: Eukaryota; Metazoa; Chordata; Lepidosauria; Squamata; Lacertidae
Source: RefSeq, a predicted model, not a curated record